AUGACGCCACAGGAAGAGUUCGAUAAAAUUACUGAAUUUGCCAAUAAACUUACGGGACAACUAUUUUUCGAAAGGUAUAACAGAGCUCAAUUUGAAAUCACAUUGGAUAUUCUUCCAAAACCUGGAGGCAGUUGCAAAAUUUUCUUUAGUUCCUCCUAUCCAGAGAUCAAGCCUGGAUGGAUAGUAACUUUUGGACGUCAAGUUGUCGAUGCUAACUUCCCAGUGGAAGUCUCAACAAUUCUUCAAGCUUUCAUGUGCUGCAUGUUUGUGAUUACCAAACGCCUUGGUGAAGAAUUACCAUCAACCAUAAUCCAAUUCGAUCCGGAUUUCUCUGAACUUCUAAACAUUCGACUACCGGGACUCUCCGUGAGCACGUUUUUCGUCUAG
Rodentolepis nana is the source of this 387-nucleotide messenger RNA. The record is from the annotation of a GenBank genome assembly. Lineage: Eukaryota; Metazoa; Platyhelminthes; Cestoda; Cyclophyllidea; Hymenolepididae.